Mesorhabditis spiculigera is the source of this 1332-nucleotide messenger RNA. The record is from the annotation of a GenBank genome assembly. Lineage: Eukaryota; Metazoa; Nematoda; Chromadorea; Rhabditida; Rhabditidae.
AUGACGCCGAGUGCUACAAGACAAUGCCUAACUGACCUCCUGAACGAGAGCGACCAUCUGGCAAAUUUGCAUGCGAUGGCGAGGGAUAGACUGUGUGAUGAGAUCGUAAAAACCCUGGCCCUAUUCCGCAAGGAAAACCAUCACCCAUCAGCCUUCAGGGCCCCGAAGGAAAUCAGGGAAAUCGAGGAUGCUUUUGAGAAGGCCCAAAGACAGUGGAAGAAGCUACACGAGAAAAAUGAGUCGGCCAAGAAGUCGUAUUAUAACGCUUGUCGAGCCGAACGCAGCGCAGCUGUCCUCCUCGCCAACGCGCAGCAAGAUACCUCCGUUUCCGUAGAUGGCACUCAGAAAAUUCGGGAUCGCUGUGACAAGGCCCACGAUGAGGUGCAAAGAACAAAGCAAAAUUACGAGAAAUAUUUGGCCGAGAUCGAGACAUACAAGACGCCCUACAUGGAGAACAUGACGUUCGUCUUUGCCAAAUGCCAGCAGAUGGAGCUGAAACGGCUAAAGUUCUUCCAGGAGAUGAUCCAGGGAACGGAGCACGUCUUGUUGGACUUGAUUCGGAAUAACAAAUUCAACCAAUUACACGAUCAAAUCAACCUGCAUCUCCGGGCCACCGACGACGCCGUCCUGAAUCAAGAUCUGAAGACCUGGAGCCAGGUGUAUGGAGUGGACGCGCAAAUGCACUGGCCGGGCUUUGAGGAGUACCGUCCCGAAAUGCGCGAAAUCUCGGCCCGAAAGAGCUCGACAAAGGACAACUCUGGGGGCGUGGUGCUGACACGACAAAUUAUCAAGGAUGAAGACCCACUCCCGCAGCGUACAACGGUGGAAAAAUUCCGGCAAAUGGACAAGAUCGAAACCGGAAGUCACAGAAGCCUGCCGGGGAGCAGCCAGAAUAGUGAUAGUGGAAAACAAGGGAGCAGCAGCGACUCUGACACAAACACAUUUGACUCCCAGAAGAGCGGCCAGAAGAAUAGAAUUAAUAAGUUCCAAAAAGCAACAAACAACAACUACCCUCAAGAAAACCGAUGGGACUCCCUAAAAUCCGCCCAGCACCACCAGCCGUUAAAUCAGUCAAAUUCCCUGGUUUCGUCCGGUGCGUCCACCCUUCCUCCACAGUCACAGACGCCCGACUCGGAGAAGUUCAGCGAGUUUGAUGAUUAUCAGAAGCAACUCGGCACGGUACUCUACGACUACUCGCCAAUCGAAAAUGACGAGAUUGGACUGAAAAAAGGCGAAACCAUCGAAGUCCUCUCGGAGCCCGACUCACUUGGCUGGUGCACUGGCAGGAAAAACGGGCUUACCGGCCUGUUUCCGGCCAGUUACGUGCAAGUU